This is a messenger RNA of Aspergillus welwitschiae, 2144 nucleotides long. Its product is annotated as putative clock controled protein (Ccg-8). The coding region runs from base 138 to 1601 and encodes 487 amino acids. The transcript is spliced from 2 exons. Gene Ontology annotation, biological process: endoplasmic reticulum unfolded protein response; phospholipid biosynthetic process; regulation of transcription by RNA polymerase II. Gene Ontology annotation, molecular function: transcription corepressor activity. The record is from RefSeq and is a predicted model, not a curated record. NCBI's taxonomy places the organism in Eukaryota, Fungi, Ascomycota, Eurotiomycetes, Eurotiales, Aspergillaceae. Gene Ontology annotation, cellular component: nucleus; endoplasmic reticulum.
AGGGAUCUUCGUCCCUCCUCCCACGCCCAUUGCGAAACGAUCUUACUCCUCAAUUCUUGCCCUCCCCUUACUCCCACUAGAGCCAAUUUCAGGCUCCAUCCAUUGCCCUCUUUCCUUUUUCGGGCCUCCGGGCAGCCAUGGACUACCGCUCCAACGGCAGGUCGGUCCCGAAAACCUCCCUCUCUGAGCGCCCAGACGCCGUCUCAGCGCCCACUGGCCCUCAUACUUCAGCGCUAUCUACUGCCUCACCCUCAACCGACUCCUCAUCUGACUCGGCCCCUCCCACUGCCUAUCCCCCUUUUCAUCAUGUUCCUCCCCCCAUGAUGGACGUCGAUCAUUCUACCGUAGCGGAAGACCGUUCACGUCGAGCCACCAGUGUACUAUCCAUGGAUGAUAUCGAAGCCGCCCAAGCCCUGGAGGGCCUUCGCACUGACUACGGUCAAUCGCCGCGAACGUCGCAGAUGAACCGCCCCGAAUCCAAGCAGCAACCAGAGCCGCUACUGUCCCUUCUCACCUCCACCCAUCCUCUCAUCUCAUCCGCUAUAAACGGCUCGGUGUCUGCCUAUGCAAAUUCCAAAUCCUAUUCCCCUCGUUUCAAAUCCAGCGCCGAAUUCCUCGAGCGCAACAUUGGCUCUCCCGUCGCCAACACGGUUGGCACCGUGGGCCGGAAGACUGGCGUGGAAAGUGGCCUUCGGUGGGCGUUACAGCGUCGGGUAUCCUCGUCAGCCCAGUCUAGUCGUUCUAAACGCCGGAAGGUUGGCAGCGAGCAACAGUCUACGGAGGUCGACGUAGAGAAGGGCCCAGAUCUGGCGAUGAGGCUGUCGCCGGGAGAGGGUCCUCCACCCUACGAUGAUCAGAGGUCUCCCAAUUAUGACGAGAUCAGUCGAGACAGUCCGUCGCGGCAGACUCCGUCCACAUGGCAGAGUCGACUGAUGAUCUCGACAUCCGGCCUGGGCGUGGCGAUGAGUGAGGAAUCGCUCCGAAGCCUGCAGUAUUGUCUGACUUGGCUGCGCUGGGCGAAUGGACGGCUGGACAAAGCGAUUGAGGCCCUCAAGGCCGCCCUGAAAGAAUGGGACAGCUCAAGGCAGCAGAAUGGGGAUUCUACUGCAGAGCAGGACGCUUCCAGCACCACUGUCCUCUCGAAUCGCAUCCAGGCCGUCAAGGCGGAUGUGCUGGCGACGCUGAAACGCGUGGUGGGCAUUGUCUCGAAAUAUGCCGGGGGAGCGCUCCCGGAGAAUGCACGGAACUUGGUGCGUCGGCAUCUUACCUCACUGCCGCAUCGGUUCCAGAUCGCGUCGAACUCCAACCCGCCGCCAGAUUCCAUGGCGGCGGCAUCGGACGCCACCGUCAGCGCCCAUCGCAUCCUCGUCUUGGCCCAGGAGGGCUUGGAUAUGAUGUCGCAGGUCAGUGGCGUAGUCAACGACACCCUGGUCAGCGCUGAGCAUUGGUGUGAAAAAUUGGGUCGGAAGCGCUCAGAGGGCAAGGCGCCGAUCGAGGCUCCGCCCCGAGAGCACGAUGAGCCGUGCCCGGCGGAUAUCAAAGUUCCAGUUCAGGAGCCAUCCCCUCGAGAUGUCUCCAUGACAGGAAUGGAGAAGGUUUAGUGAUGCUAUCAGCGCUCGGCACCGUACGAUGCAGGCCACUGCUCCCGUGCUUCUGAACCAGUCUGAUGAAUGACAUAGUUCUUCCCUUAUUACACGAGGUCUGAUUACCUCCCUUCUUUACUUCUUUGUUUCUUUGUGUUAUUCUUAUUGGUCACUGUAUCGCAUUUAGUUCUGCUGUUUGCAGCUUCCUUGACCACUCCUUGAUAUCACUGUUUUUCUUUUCUCCUGCGGCGGAUGAAUGGCGUUUCUCUUGUUUGACUGGCUGGGCGGUUGGGUUGGAACUGGAUACCUGGAUUGUUUGUUAUAUCCAACCUGGUGCAUCUCUCUUUCCUGUGAUACCACCCCUUUUCUAUGAACCUACACAGUACAAUGAUGGCUCCAGUGAUGAAAAGUUCAUGACUUGAAUCUGCUUUAUUCCUCUCAUGCACCGACUUGAAUUGGAGCUCUCCCGAUGCCCUUGGUUGGAUGUAAUGAUCCGGGAAUCGGCCGACUCCCAGUGUGAGCGUUUGUGCUAAUGAAUAUUUGAUUCUGAGUAUGCGUAAA